Zasmidium cellare ATCC 36951 is the source of this 747-nucleotide messenger RNA. RefSeq lists its product as uncharacterized. NCBI's taxonomy places the organism in Eukaryota, Fungi, Ascomycota, Dothideomycetes, Mycosphaerellales, Mycosphaerellaceae. The transcript is spliced from 2 exons. The coding region runs from base 1 to 747 and encodes 248 amino acids. The record is from RefSeq and is a predicted model, not a curated record.
AUGGCAACCCCACAACAAGCAGCGACUCAGGUGACAGCUGUAGCCGAACCACCGAAGUCAAAAGGCCAAGCCGCGGCGAAAGUCUUCUCGACCACUGAGCUGAUGGAAACCGUCCUGCUCAAUCUUUCCGCUCGCCAGCUCUUCGGCACGCAACGCACGUGCAAAGCUUUCAAAAGCACUAUCGAAGGCUCUGUCAAGCUCCAGCGAGCCAUGUUCCUCAUGGGUGAUACAUCAAUCACAGACGGCCCAGACGAAUCGAAUUUCAACCCCCUGCUCCACGAGCUAGUCUUCGCGACUGCGAGAAAGAGCGUCAAGGACGUCCGUGGCGUCAAGUUUCGCUCACACAAAAACGAUCACGGUCUCUCGCCGGGCAGUACUACGGUUCUGUUCGAAGUGGCAAAGAAACAGCGGCGGCCGGGUGACAAGGCGAGGAGCGCUGGGCGGCGGAGGCCAAAGGGCAAGAUGAAGACUGUCCAGUACCGCAAUUUCAAGAAGGGUGGAUUGUGGGACCAGAAGUCGUGGCGCAAGGCCAUGCUGAUGUGGCCUGCUCCGGCCGGACACUUCGAGAUUGGCCUCGACCCAAGCAAUGCGACCGUCCUCAAGCUCGAGGAGCCCAUCCGCAUGCAAGAUUGGGCUCCUGGUGAUCAGCAGCCAUGGAACCUUGUUACUCUGAGCGAGGUUGCUGACAGACUUGAGGAUAUGCUUUGCGUUGAGCUCGAGAGACAGGCAGAAGUCCUUGAGAGUUAG